UUCUGACUCAGUGCUUCUUUCUUCUUCUCUGGCGCCACCUAGUGGACAGUCCUCUCCUUCUGCCUCUGGUAGUCUGAAAAAGCGAUGAAGAGAUGUAUGUAAAACAUCAGUGUUAAUAUUGUGCAGUUUUCCUCAUAAUAAUAAAUUAAUGAUAAAAAUAAGUAGAAUGUAGAAAUUCAUAUUGGUAAUAUUUCCCAAAAUAACAGGAGUUUGACAAAACUUGAAAUAUAUAUAUAUAUUCUUUUGGAAAGGCAGAGAUAUGUGUUGCUUUAUUCUAAAUGCAAUAAAUGCAUCCUUGUGUAAAAGACAUGCAGCAGUCCAAAACAAAGUCUUUAUCCUGGUGAUAAGCUAACUGGCAUCAAGUCCAGCAAGGUUUGGACACACCCAGAACUAAUGGAAGGAACAACCUUGAACUUACUGUAAGGAAAGAAGCGAACUCUCAUCAGGAUUUCCCGUGCGGUCUUCAGAAUCUCUACAGCCUGAAAUGAGACACGAUGAAUGAAGUCCUGCGCGGUGGGCGUCAGAGUCUGGAACCACCUGAUGACACACCAUGGUGAAUAGAACACACGUGUGUGUACAUCACCCCCCGGUGGAUGGGCGGCAGACCUUGGAUAUGAAGAUGCCCAACUGCGAGGCCUUUCCGCCGCGGAUGUUGAAGCCCAGCUGAGCUCCUGGAGGUUUCUUCAAGACGAUGGUGCGGGGAAGGAACUGGCAGAGGCGCCGCCUGCCGGAUUGGAGGAGCACUUGCAUCGUUUCACUGUACAGACUGCUGUGUAAAACUUCACAAAAUCACUUGAAUAUACAUUCAAGACUCCAAAAGAACAAUGUGUGGGAACCCACCCUGAAGACCACCCUGAAGAUGUUUAGCUUCUGCACAGGCGUUGUCAAACCUCCCAUCUUGGGUUCCACCCUUCCAUCCUGCACCCAUUCACCGCAGAGACUUGGCAACCAGUUGAUGGGGGCAUGCAGAACGGGAUGGGACACACGUGAAGAGUUGCAUCUUCAUGUCACGUCCCGGGGAACUUAUGGCUGAGGCCGUGAAUGGGGGCUGGGUCCUCCCCUCUCGGUAGCCAUUGACCGUGCUCCCUGCCUCCCUCGCCAUCCUUCAGCGUCACGUUGAGUCUGCACUUGUUGCACAGUCAACCAAGAGAAGAAGAGAUGUCAGCCUUCACCGCUUGUUGCAGAGCUUGCAGCCGAGGCUUGUACAGCUGCCGCUGGAAACGCUCCAGGAAAGGCGAGGAAAGUCAAUGUGCAUGCUGGUGGUUCUCUGUGGUCGCCCUCGUCACCCUGCUGGCCGUCUCCUGGAUGUACGUUUGUCUGGUCACGUCUAACGACCAAGAGGAUGUCAACUGGAAAGGCUUCGUGAAACUGAAGCGGUGGGUGAACUGGGUCGUCGUGCUGAUCACCACGUCUGCGGUGCUGACCAGUUACUGCGUGCUGCUGCUGCUUUUUGCCUUGUUCCACAUCGCCCUGAAAGAACCGCUCCACUUACACUGGCUUCACAAGUUCCUCCUUUUCUUGGGUUUGCUUUUCAUCUCUGUCGGCGUCAUCGGGAUAAGUCUUCAGUGGAAACGGGAAUGGCCGACCGUUCUUCUCUCGCUCCAGGCCACCGCCCCUUUCCUGCAGCUGGGCGCUGUCUGGGCUUUGGUUCUGCUCAGCCCGUUGGUCUUCCAGGGAUGCCAGGCGGCCAAAACCAAACCUGGCCCCCGAGAACACCAUCAUGUCCUUCCGAAGGAGCAUCGCAUGCGGCGUGACGGCCUUCGAGACGGACGUGCAGCUCAGGGGUCCCACGGCAACCCAAUCUCCAUCCAAGCCUGUCUUUUGUGGCCAGCCAAUCCCAGGGCACAUAUAGACAAACACCCAUUCCCACCCACAUUCAUACCUACGGACAAUUUGGAGUGGCCAAUGAAGCUAGCAUGUUUUUGGAAUUUUUCGAUGCACGUUUUGCAGGGUGCAAAACUUCUAUCAGUCUCACAAAGACAGGGCACUGCGGACAUGCUUGCUCUGGAUGCUUCAGCGGGGGCAGCACUGAUCGGCGGACGGGAUUGGCGUUUUAAAGCAAGUAUCGCCCAUAUCGAUACUGUGCUUCUUCACUGAUAUCGGCCGAUACCAAUUGAUGGUCGAUCGAUCGGAGCACCCCUUGUGCAUGCCAUGACGUUUUGUCAACUUGAUUUUUCUUUGGAAGAAGGCGUCCACCUCAUUUGUGUUGAAGCAAAUAAUGCAGACGUGACCUGGGUCAAAGUGUUGCCAUCAUACUGGGAAUGACUUUCACACAACAUUUUAAAGUGCACGCAGAUGAAUCAAAUGCAGCUUCUGCCAUCUUUUGGAGCAACCACAUCUGUCAAUGCCUAUUCUGCUGACCCCGUGCUAAUUAAAGACCCUAGGGGUUACUUGCUAACUAUGGUAGACUCUGCAGCUAAUUGAAGGCUUGACAGUAAUCUUAUUCAUUGCCACAAACGUGGAACAGCUGAUCACUGGUACAGUAUCCGUUAACAAGUGCUCUGACCGGGUUUAAAAUAAAGAACUUCUUCUUAUCACUUA
Messenger RNA from Doryrhamphus excisus (bluestripe pipefish), 2541 nucleotides. The record is from RefSeq and is a predicted model, not a curated record. NCBI's taxonomy places the organism in Eukaryota, Metazoa, Chordata, Actinopteri, Syngnathiformes, Syngnathidae.